This is a messenger RNA of Rotaria sp. Silwood2, 1875 nucleotides long. The record is from the annotation of a GenBank genome assembly. NCBI's taxonomy places the organism in Eukaryota, Metazoa, Rotifera, Eurotatoria, Philodinida, Philodinidae.
AUGAUUCGAUCACGUUGUCUUCGUCCACAACAAUCAUUCAAUUCAAUUGAAUAUUGUAUAGACGAUUCGAAAAUCUCAUUUUUAUUAUCACCAUCAUUAUUAAAUUCAAGAAGAUGCUCUUCAACUGAACAUCCUCGACCUUUAUGUCCAGCUCUAAUUACAUUUCCAUCAAACGUAACAUUAAAUCAAAUUUUAGCGGAAAAAGAAUUCACGGCUUUGAUUUCUGGACAUUCAACAUUACCAGUCGAAAACAAGGAUGACAUUCAACAACAACAAAAUAAAGCUCACUUUGAAUAUCAAGGUAAAACUUUGGAUGGAAAUGUUCAAUUUACAUCCAUUGCUUCGGUGCAAGAUUUAGUAUUAUUUACUGAUAAUAAUAUUGAAUUGAAAUUUCAUGAAAGUAAAGGUGUUCAGUUAAAGCCAACAAUCAUAGAUGCAUAUAGUGAAAGUUUAAUUCAUCGUAUACCAAGUGAAAAUGGUUAUCGGCCUAAAACUAGUCCAUAUCUUGUCUAUCCAAAUGAAAGUUUAGAUUUAUUAUUUGAUACAUUAGACGGUAAAUUGAACUAUUUAACUAAAUAUUUACAAAGUCAUUUUGGUGAGAGACACGAGUUUACAACGUAUGAAAUACAAAAACAACCUCCUAGUGAAGGCAAACAAUGGAAUGAAUGGGAAACAGGAAUCUAUCGAAUGCAUGGCGAUAGUGACGGUACAGUAAAUAUUGCUUUAGCUUCUGAUUGGGGAGCUGGUACACUCGAAGCAGCACUUGUUGCUAGUGCAAUGAUGAAUGGUUUGGAUCUGACUACACAACAACAACAGGCUACACCUGAUUUGCCACAUUAUACUAUCCAUUUAGGUGAUAUCUAUUAUGUUGGCUUACCAGCGGAAGUUGAACAUUGUUGUCUUGGCAUUAAACCUGAUUGGGCCGAACGAGGUGUUCGAUGGCCCAUCGGACAAAAUGGUAGUUUGACAAUACCUGGAAAUCAUGAAUUGUAUAGUCGUGGCUUUGGUUAUUGGGACUAUUUUUUACCAGCAGUUGGUUUAUUCAAUUCAAAUGAUUUAACACAACCUACACAAUCACAGAAAACUUCGUAUUGGGUAUUAGAAAAUGAUCAAUGGAGAAUCAUUGGACUUGAUACUGGCUAUGACUCAUUUUCAUUGUUGACCAUUGACAAUUUUGCAAUUAAAUUACCACAUGAAUUGAUGGAUUGGCUCAAAACAGUGGUUGGUCUUAGUCCACAAAUGACUGAUAAACGUGGAUUAAUCUUUUUCUCACAUCAUCAAAUUAUUAGUGCAUGGAAUGCAAAACCAAAUACAGAUUUUCCGGAGCAAAUAGCAUCUUUAUUACCAGAAGGACGAACAGUUCUGUGGUUAUGGGGUCAUGAACAUCGUUUGAGUUUCUAUGAGAAACAAUCCAUGGCAACAUCGAUUGAGUCAGGUCAAAGUCUAACAUUCUAUGGUCGAUGCGUUGGUAAUUCUGGUUUUCCAACAUUGGCUAAAGAGCUUCCAAUUAAAUCUCGUGAAACAAAAUUAUUAUUUUAUGAUGAUCGAUUAUACAAUUUUCACGACAAUCAAGUUUUGCCUAAUAUACCAUUAGGUUUCAAUGGAUAUGCUACAAUGAAAUUCAUACGUCCGAACAAACCAGACGACACAAGUUUACAUAUAAGUUAUAAAACUUUAAACUUGAAUAGAGAUGGACAACUAACCUAUGAAAAUCCAAAUAUACUUGUUAAUGAAGAAUGGUCAGUUGACUCGAAUGGUAAUGUUAUUCUUAUCAAAUUAGAACCUAUGAAUAAAGAACUUACACAAGUUACACAUACAGACGGUAACCAAGAUGAACUCACUGUAAAUCAAUCAAGUUGCUGUACACUGUUGUAA